This is a messenger RNA of Leishmania mexicana MHOM/GT/2001/U1103, 1194 nucleotides long. Its product is annotated as flagellar protofilament ribbon protein-like protein. Bases 1 to 1194 code for a protein of 397 amino acids. The transcript has a single exon. The record is from RefSeq and is a predicted model, not a curated record. NCBI's taxonomy places the organism in Eukaryota, Euglenozoa, Kinetoplastea, Trypanosomatida, Trypanosomatidae.
AUGGACUCGACGGUGGAGGAACAAAAUCGGUUCUCUGCGACCAACAGCCGCGGAAUCGCAGCCGCGAGCUCUGUCGGCAGCGCAGCCAGCGCUUCGAGCCCGAUGAACACCAAGACCAAGAAGCAGCUCUUUAUGCUGCAGAGGGCGGAGCGACUGAAGGACCCUAAGGUGCGCAAGAUGGGCAUCGACCGCGAGGCCUUGGAUGCGCAGGUGCGUGAGAAGGAGGCGCUGCGCCGCCUGGAAAAGGAGAGGAACGACUACUACGACAGUCAGGCGCUCCUGAUGGACCGUCAUGCGUGUGCACUGCAGCAGGAAGUGAACUCCAUUCGCGCAGCUCGUGAGAAGGAGCUGCAGGACUACCGCCAGACCUUUCAGAAGAAAGAGAUGGGCCGUGAGUGGGACCUCAACGACCCGGAGGCACAGCGCAAGGAGCUGCCGGCACGCAUCGGCGACGAAGACCCUCGUAACGGACCGUCGUCGCUGCAGAAGUUUGAAGGCGAGGAUCUCGACUACGCGGCACGCAGGGCGGCGCAGCAGCGGCAGCAGCGGCAGUGGGCGCAGCAGCAGGUGAACGAGAAGCUCGCGAAGAAGUGGAUGGAGCAGGAGCGUGACCGCGCUUUCGACGACCGAAACGAGGAGGUGAACUACCGCCUGUACGAGGUGGAGCAAAAGGUGGCGGAGCAGCGCAGGCUCAUGGAGAAGAAUGGGGCCGAUUUCAACCGCGCGCUCGCUGAGCAGCAGCGACGCGAGGCUGUGCGCGCCAAGGAGGAGGACACUCGCCUCGGUCUGCAAGAGAUGGCAUACCAGAUGGAUAGCGACUUCCUCAACGAGCGCGAAACCGUAGUCAGCGAGCUUGGCGCCAGCGUCAGGGCGGAGCGCUACAAGGGCAUGUCAGAGAAGCAGAAGGCCCUCCUGCGAGCCGGCCAAGAUGAGCAGCUCCGUGAGCUCCGCCGUCGUCGUCUUUUAGAGGUGGAGGAAAAGAAGCAGUGGUCUCUGCAGGAAAACAUGCAACUGCGGAUGGCAAACGCUCUCGAUCGCCAGCGCGAGCGCGAACGCCGAGCUGAGCGUGAGCAGCUGGCGGAGACUCACAAGAUGCAGACCCAGGCAGCAGCCGAACGAAAGGCCCAGUUAGAUGAGCUCUACAAGAACGCUGUAGACGAGGACUACUUCAAGUACUGGGAUCGGUGCUCGUAG